GAUCUAAAAAUAAACGUUCCCUAUAUUUAACCGACGCUCGACUAGAGAAAGCGACGCCAGUCCGGUGCGUCUGUUCGUAUAGAUAAGAUAGUCAAAAUGAAGCUGGACGCCGAGAUCAUGUUCGAUUGCUUGUUGUAUAUCAACGCGUUUUAUUAUGGCAUGUUCUUCGCCUGCAAUUCUGUGAUGACAACUUCAAAAUAUUUCAGUGCGGUAUUGACGCCCGAUAUUGGGAGAGACGCUGCCGUCACCUUCUUACUUUUAGGGAUAGAAUUCCUCAAGUUGAUCAUUUAUAAGAAAUACAGGGAAACACACAGAGGGUUGAGUUCUACAUUUGUGAUCAUCAUGAACGUCGGAACCUUGGUGUGCUGUUUCUACAUGCUGAAAGUGAUGAAUCCUGUACUGAAACUGGAGAAACUACUGUCCAUUUUGAUGUGGAUGUUGGCGUCUUGCGAGAUAUUUUUCGGCUGUCUCCAACCUUGGUUCAAAAAGAAGCCUUAUUACACGUGAACGGGGGUGACCUUCUUAUAUAAUCUUAGUAUUUAAUUUUUUUGUAAGAACUGAAUUACUAUUGAAGUUUUGUAAAUUUUAUCAUUGAUUUUCUUUCACCUAUCUUUUUCAAUUUUUCACCUACUCUUAUAUUGAAGUUAUGGUUAACAUUCAAAUUAAUAGAAAAUCAGAACGUAUUAUCAUGCAAUUUUAAAUACAAAAAACAAUCACUUAACUCCUUCAGUUCAAACUUCAUAAAACUCCAUUCAAGUCCCAGGCAUAACCAAAUAUAAACAUUGUUUUUUAAAAAUUUGACUUUAUUCAUCAUCAUAGACACUAUCAAGUGUGAUAUAUGUUCUAGCUCCAACGCUCCUCUAACUGUUCAAUACCUUUUCUGUAGAAAGAUUUGUCUUUGCUUUCGGAAUAGGCUUCAACCUCAACAAUCACUUCUUCAUUAGAGCGAAAUUUCUUUCUCUGGAGCUCUCUUUUGAGGUCUGGGGCAAACCACUGGGGCCAGAUCUGGAGAAUAAGCUGGAGGGUCAAGCUGUUAGAAGAGCUUUUCGUGGUUUUCAUCGAUUUGAGACUAGGUGCAAGGUCUUAGUGAAAGGGAAUAUUUUCUUUCGCAUAAUAUGAGAACUUCUGCUUUUAAUCGAUCCAAUAACGUUUCGCGAUAUUCACUGCUGAUGGUUUUACCAUUGUCAAGAUAGUUAAUGAACAUUAUACCAUGUACGAGCCAAAAUACGACUGUCAUACCCUUGCCAGCUGAUGUUUGAGAUUCUGGUCGCUCUGGAAGACUUUCAACGACUGCUUUCCACUUUUUUCGAUUAAGGAGCGUAGUUAUGAAUCCAUGUUCCAUCCACUGUUACAUAUCAAAGAAAAAAAACUUAUUUAUUCCGCUUAAACAGCUCCAAACAGAGUUCGGAAUCGAAGAUUUAUUAUUACUUCUGAUCAGCGGUAAGCAAGCGCGGCACCCAGAAAUCAAAACCUUCUCAUGAACUAAUGUUCAUGCCGAAUAGUGCCUUCUGAUGACUUCAACUAUACCUCU
Molecule: messenger RNA, 1531 nt
Organism: Harmonia axyridis
Lineage: Eukaryota; Metazoa; Arthropoda; Insecta; Coleoptera; Coccinellidae
Exons: 2
Coding region: 97-507 (136 amino acids)
Source: RefSeq, a predicted model, not a curated record